This is a messenger RNA of Epinephelus moara (kelp grouper), 3024 nucleotides long. RefSeq names its product abhydrolase domain containing 14A (gene abhd14a). Bases 407 to 1204 code for a protein of 265 amino acids. NCBI's taxonomy places the organism in Eukaryota, Metazoa, Chordata, Actinopteri, Perciformes, Serranidae. The transcript has 5 exons. Gene Ontology annotation, cellular component: cytoplasm. The record is from RefSeq and is a predicted model, not a curated record.
UGCAGCUCGUAAUCUGCUCCGACGAGGAACAGACGAUUUAAACCGUUUAUGUGUAACUGUACGGAGACACUCAGUCAAGAUUCCUUUGCAUCUCUCGACUUUCUCUUGUGACAGUUUCAAUCCAAUUUUACUCGAUAAUUAAUCGGACAUUUUCUAUCUCGAGUAUACAGGUCAUUUCUCGUCAGUAAAACAAUGUCUAGCUAGCGUCGAGCUAACAGUUUAUCCUCUCAGCUUGAAACGCUAGCUAAUACCACCAGCAUCGACCCCCGGAGCCUCUCUGCAACAUUUCCCACCACUGGCAACCAGCAAUGCAGAAGACAUGACGAUAAAGCAGACGGCCUCGUCCACCUGUCAGUGAACGUGUCUGACAUUUAUCUCCUCUGUGUUGAUCAUUCAUCCUGACGAAAUGAAUUUCUUGCGUAACCGUCUUGUUGUUCUGGGCCUGGUGUUGUUGGCCACGUUACUGCUGUACCUGCUGCUGCCAUCAAUUCGCCAGGGCAGCAUGGAGCCGUCCCUGGAAGCUCAAAGAAUGGGGCUGAUGGCCACCCCUCCUCCUCCGCUUCCAACCAUCAACGUGUCCAUUCGCACCGGACAGCUACCCGGUGACCCUCCGCUAUUCUUCAGAGAAGCUUUACCCAUUGAUGGAGCUGGACGACAGAUAUUGCCAAGGCUGCAAGUGGUCCUUCUGCAUGGCCAGGCCUUCACAUCCAAAACCUGGGAAGAGCUCGGUACGAUGGCCUUGCUCGCAACUAACGGAUAUCAGGCCUUAGCGAUGGACCUUCCAGGGUAUGGAAAGUCACCAGACUCGGAGGCUCUGAAGACCGAUCAGAAUCGAGUGGACCUCCUUUCAAGGUUCAUGGAGUCUUUGGGCGUCAGGGCGGCUGUGCUCUUGAGCCCCUCCAUGAGUGGACAUUACUCUAUCCCCUUCCUCAUGAAGAACAGUGAUCAGCUACAUGGCUUCAUUCCCAUAGCACCAGUUGGUACCCGAAGUUACACUCCACAGCAGUACCAAAACAUUGAGACUCCCACUCUAAUUGUGUUUGGAGCCCUGGACACAAACCUGGGUGCCCAGUCCCACAAGAACCUCAUGCAACUUCCACAUCACUUUGUGCUCAAGCUAGAAGGAGCUCGUCACGCCUGCUACAUGGACAAACCCAGAGAAUUUCACCAAGGGUUGAUCGAAUUCCUCAGCAAACUGAAGUGAGGAAGAGGAGGUAGAAAGAUGGAGAGAGUCAAAGGAACACUAGUCUAGCUCUAAGGUUUUAAGAUCUGAUAUUAUCAUCGCCUGAAGCGAAGAACAGUGGCAUGGGAGUAGGUUUUAAUACAUGGAAAAUGGCAUGUACAACCCUGUAGUGACACCUAACAACAAUAUUUCAGAUGUUUCCAUUAUAAAAAUAUUCAUUUUUUAAUUUACCAUCGUGUCAAAUUCUAGUUCAGCUCAGCUCGUUGUAAAAAUAGCUUCAGGUUUGUAUAGUGGUGAGUUUUUGUUUCAUGUGUUUCAUGUCUCUCUCUGCAUGUAAAAACAUGGAAUGUGUUUGCUUCACUCUGUUACCAUUUUUGUAGGUGACACGUAGGUUGCUGUAAAUAUGCAAAUGUUGCGGGUGCUUGUGUUUGAAUCGCUUCUACUAGCUUCACAUUUGACAGAUUUGUAUAUUAAGAUCUGGUAACCAUUUCAGCUUCCAGGAACACACAUGCUCAACAAAAGCAGAACUGAUAUACAGUGUAAAAUACAAAAAAAUAGAAUAUGGACCAUACAAAAUGAAAAAAUAGCUUACGUUUAUUUAUAUAAUGCUCAUAAAGUUAUAUGUAAUAUAUUUGCAAUCAGUUUGGACAAUCAUGCAAAAUACAAACUUAAAAUAAGAGAUGUGCAUAGCUUAAAAUAAAAACAAAAAACUGUGUGUUUUGUUUGUUUCAGUUGAUAAAAUAUUUUGAGAACUGGAGGUUAUUUUGAUGCACCUGCUGUGCUGCUGGCCUUUUCCGCCUUUUGUGAAAGUUCUUGGAGAGUUACUGACACCACUUUUACACCCACCAUUUGCAUCUUUUGCAAAUGUUGAAAACUAUAAGAUGCCACCUCCAAACAGUUGGUCCCCCCUCGACCUGAAGUGAGAAAACAAGCAGACAGAAAGCUCUCACUUUGCAGCAGUUUUCUCUAAAUCCUCUGCAUGUGUUGUCAAAUUGGUGAAGAUAUUUUCUUUAUUUGCAUGUGUUCUGUCUGUUUGUAUGCAUUGAGCUCUCAAGUUUACCUUUAUUUAACCAGGAAGUCCCAUUGAGAUUGAAAAUGUCUUUGACAAGAGAGACCCGGCUGAGGUAACACAUUUAAAAUGCAACAAAUACAACAUAUAAUGCAAAAAUCCACAGUAAAACAACUAUUCAAACAUAGUGGACUCUCAAGAAAAACAAGCUCAUGUCUCUGUCACCACAUUCUUUAUGAUACCCUUAAAUUCAUCAAUGGAUAUCAGGGUUUCUAAUUUUAGAUCUUUUUGAAGAUUGUUCCAUGUCCAAGGUGCAGAGUAGGAGAAGGCCGUUUUCCCCAGAUCUUUUCUGAUUCUACCAGAGCUGACACACAGAAGGGUGCUUAGGUAGGCUGGAAGUUUGCCCAAUAUUGCUGUAUAGAUAAAAAUAUACCAGUGCUGUUGUCUGCAAGUUGUCAGUGAUGAUGAUGUCCAACCCACCAAAUCACAAUGUAUGGCAAAAACACAAGAAAGAGGCAGAGCACACAUAAAUAAUGUAAAAACAAUAAAGACAAACUAAAGAUAUCUUGACCCUGAACUCACUAUACUCUCAUAUUUCUAUACAUUACCUAGUCUGUUGAGGCCCACACAAAAUCUACACUAAUUCAAUUUAAUGCUACAGAAGAGAGGUACAUGAAUUAUAAAUUGAUUUAAUUUUUAUGAACCAACUCAUGCUGUAUUUGUAUGUGAAAUUUUGUGAUCUAGUUAAUCUUGCACAGACAAUUUACAAAGCACAAAACAAUUUGCUUCCUAACUGUAUGUAGAAGUGGUUCGAGACUAGAGAGAGUAAGUA